Molecule: messenger RNA, 2472 nt
Organism: Lycium ferocissimum
Lineage: Eukaryota; Viridiplantae; Streptophyta; Magnoliopsida; Solanales; Solanaceae
Product: K(+) efflux antiporter 4-like
Exons: 20
Coding region: 295-2028 (577 amino acids)
Biological process (GO): proton transmembrane transport; potassium ion transmembrane transport
Cellular component (GO): membrane
Molecular function (GO): potassium:proton antiporter activity
Source: RefSeq, a predicted model, not a curated record
UGCUGCCACGUAAGGAAACUUCAUGUGUAUUUCCACCGAAAACACCUGGCGGAAAUCACAAGAAGCGAAUAUAAAGGAGGACUUUUUUGUACUUUCACUCAACUUCACCCGUAGCCCGAGGCUUUCCUUUUCCUCUCUCUCUCUCUCUCUCUCCCGUUUGCCGAUAACGUGAACGUGAUAACACUACGAUUCGACUUACAAACGGUUACUAAUAACUUCAAUCUGGCACCCUUCUCUCUCUCUCUCUCUCUAAAACCCUCAAUCACAGUUUUCUCUCUCUCUCUCUAGCACAAAAUGAAAAUGAAAAUGCGAGUGCUCUUCUUCGUUCUUCUUGUUCUUUCUUUCUCUUUCAAAUGUGAUGGUGAUGAGAAGGUUGAAGAAGACAGAAACGAUGUGGUAGUAAAUGGUUCUGAAUUGAACAACUCGUCUAGAUCUACGGAAGUUAGUUUCGCUAAUAUGAUCGAUCAAGCUCUUGAAAAGGAGUUCAAUGAGACUGACGACAAGUCCGAUGCUACUGAUCAGAGAAGCUUCAACAACAGCGUGGCGGAACAAGAGGCAGUUUUGGAAACUGUUGCAAGGGUCAAGCCGAAGAAGAAUGAGACGAAGGAGGAAAAGUCAUUCCAGUUGCAUGAUGUUUUCCACUUGGAGAAUGACAAUGGAGCUGAAGAUACACCUACCUUGAUAGAUCGAAAGGAUAAUGUCUUUAUCAUGUCUAAUCGCAAGUCGAAGUUUCCAGUGCUGCAGCUAGACUUGAGAUUAAUAUCGGAUCUCGUUGUUGUCAUUGUUUCUGCAACUUGCGGUGGCAUUGCGUUUGCUUGUGCUGGACAACCGGUUUUCACAGGAUACUUGCUAGCAGGAUCUGUAAUUGGACCUGGGGGUUUUAACUUUGUCAGUGAAAUGGUGCAGGUGGAAACAGUUGCUCAGUUUGGUGUUAUUUUUCUUCUAUUUGCAUUAGGUUUGGAGUUCUCCACGGCGAAGCUUCGCAUUGUUCGAGCUGUUGCUGUGCUAGGAGGGUUACUCCAAAUAUUUCUCUUCAUGUGUUUGUCUGGUAUAACAGCCUCGUUAUGCGGCGGGGAAGCAUCUGAAGGUGUUUUUGUCGGCGUCUUCUUAUCAAUGUCUUCAACAGCAGUGGUGUUGAAAUUUUUGAUGGAAAGAAAUAGUGUUAACACCCUCUAUGGGCAAGUCACUAUUGGAACUCUUAUUCUGCAGGAUUGCACGGUGGGUUUGCUAUUUGCACUGCUUCCUAUUCUAGGUGGUACUUCUGGUGCACUUCAAGGAAUGUUUUCCAUGGCAAAACUAUUUGCUGUUCUGGUCACAUUCUUGAUCAUUUUGUCGGUAUUAUGUCGCACUUGUGUACCUUGGUUUCUUAGGCUAAUGAUAGGCCUAUCUUCACAGACUAAUGAACUGUAUCAACUUGCAUCUGUGGCUUUCUGCUUGCUCGUUGCUUGGUGUAGUGAUAAACUGGGAUUGAGUCUUGAGCUGGGUUCUUUUGCUGCUGGAGUGAUGAUAUCAACAACCGAUCUGGCUCAACAUACACUUGAGCAGGUUGAACCUAUACGGAACUUCUUUGCUGCUCUUUUUCUAGCUAGCAUCGGAAUGCUCAUCCAUGUUCAUUUUCUUUGGAAUCACAUCGAUAUCUUAGUAGCAGCUGUUAUAUUGGUCAUCGUUAUAAAAACUAUAGUGGUUGCUGCAGUUGUCAAGGGUUUUGGUUACACCAAUAAGGCUGCCAUUCUUGUUGGAAUGUCUCUGGCUCAAAUUGGAGAGUUUGCUUUUGUUCUUCUUAGCCGUGCUUCAAAUCUUCAUCUAAUUGAGGGUAAAGUGUAUAUGCUGCUUCUGGGCACAACUGCACUUAGCUUGGUGACAACACCUUUGCUUUUCAAGUUAAUUCCUGCUGUUGUGCAUCUUGGAGUACUACUACGGUGGUUCUCACCUGAAAUACCGAAUGAGAUUGGACCCAAAGGAGAUAUCCUACGUGCAGACAGUUCUAAGCGUAUCAGUGUACUGAUCCAAGGAUCCCGUGAUUCAUGAUAGUUAAACAAAAAAACAAGAAGCAGCAAAAGCAAUUCUCACUUACCUGAUGGUAUUCUGAUGCUAGAAGACUGGAGUGCAAAGGAGGUUGACUGACUGGACAGUUCAUAAUCAUGAAGCUCCUAUGCACCAACAUCGGGUAGUUUUCUUUGAUACAUCGGAGAGAUCUCAAGAUGCAGAGCCGUUGAUCUAUCUGCCAACAUUCUCUGGCAUUUAUUUUUUGAUAGGUCAUUACUUCCAAUUAGGUGCGCGACAUACAAUCAUGUCCAUCUGUAAUGCAAUUGUUUAUAUUCUAGCUUGAUUUUAGUUUUGUUUUCCGGGGUUGUCAAAAUAACCCUCUCAAUUUCAGUCUGUAAAUAGAUGAUAACACAUAAAUGUACGAAUUAUAGCUGUAUGUAUACAACUGAUCCUGAAAUUUUCUGGUGGAGUAUCCAGUGCAUAAAA